Messenger RNA from Encephalitozoon hellem ATCC 50504, 396 nucleotides. RefSeq lists its product as uncharacterized. The record is from RefSeq and is a predicted model, not a curated record. Bases 1 to 396 code for a protein of 131 amino acids. The transcript has a single exon. Lineage: Eukaryota; Fungi; Microsporidia; Unikaryonidae.
AUGAUCAAUUUCAAGCUUGUCAAGACUGUAACAUAUGUGGAAAUAAGCCCGGAGUUCCUCACAAGCCCUAGAAAAGCUGUCUCCAAAUGUAUAGCAUCUAAGCUAUUAAUAUAUUCUCACAAAAUCAACGGGAUUCCCUUAUCAUUUGACAUCAAGGAGAUUGGAUGUGCUGAAGCCUCGAUUUGUGAAACAGGAGAUGUGAUUACUCCUGUGUCCGUAGAAUAUGUAGUGCUUGUAAUGCCAGUCGGUGGGAUAGUGAACUCUGUAGAAGGAAGGGCAUUUGGCAUCUUCAACACAGAUGUCGACGGGAACAAAGAGUACACAGGAAAUUUCAUGGUUAAGGAGAUAAAGCUAAAGGCAAAAUCUUUUUUCACAAUAGUAGGGACAAGGCCCUGA